This is a messenger RNA of Iphiclides podalirius (scarce swallowtail), 720 nucleotides long. The record is from the annotation of a GenBank genome assembly. NCBI's taxonomy places the organism in Eukaryota, Metazoa, Arthropoda, Insecta, Lepidoptera, Papilionidae.
AUGGACUUCGUGAUCGGCGGGCUGGCGGGUGCGGGGGCGACUAUAUUCACAAACCCAAUGGAUGUGGUGAAAACCCGAUUCCAGCUGCAGGGUGAGCUUCGGGCCAGGAACGAACACACUCCACGCUACAAGGGUAUUUUUAACGCUUUGUACGUGAUAGCGAAGAACGAUGGUGUGCUGGCGCUACAGAAGGGUCUAGCGACCGCCAUCCUGUUUGGAUUCACGAUGAACUCAGUUAGGUUAGGAAUUUAUCACAUAGCAAAUGUGCAGGGCUGGACAAAGUCGAAGAACGGCGACAUCAGUAUAAAAAAGACCAUCUUCUGCUCGAGCAUGAGUGGUAUAAUGAGUGGCGUGGCUUCCAAUCCUGCGUCCGUGCUCAAGACCAGGAUCCAAGCUGCGGCGCACCCCAGUAUCGCUGUUGGGCGACAAUUUCGAUAUAAUGGUAUGGUGGAUGGGUUCCUAACGAUCUACAAGAAUGAAGGUAUACGGGGUCUGUAUGCUGGGGUGAAUGCGGCAUGCUUAAGAUUGUCAAUAAGCAGUGCCGCUCAACUAACCACGUUUUCAACUGCCAAGGAAGUGUUGUACUCGUACGGAAUUUGCCAAAAGUCGCCGCUCGGUCUCGCGUUCUCCGCGAGUGCCCUCAGCGGCGUCAUGGUCGCCAUAGCCAUCUGCCCCUUUGACAUCACAGCAGUCCGCCUGUACAAUCAGGGUAGGAACGAC